AUGUCCACCCACACUCACAAACCUUGCACCGAAGCUCUUCCCGUCAUUCGUUUGGCAGCUCACGUUACGCCACAGUCGUUGGCUCAAGCGCUUUUGCACGCCUGUACUACCGAUGGUUUCUUCUAUCUCGCCGAUCAUGGUAUUCCUCAAGCGCUCAUCGAAGAAGUAUUCGCUAUUUCCCGUGACUACUUUUUAACCGCUGGUCCCGAGCAGAAACUCAAGGGUAACGGCGAUCUAGGUUAUACGGCCGUGAGGCAAGAAAGUCUUGAUUCGGUUAUGCCCGGUAAUGGGGAUGUCAAAGAAAGUUAUUAUUACGGUGAUGAUCGUUGGUUCGUGCGUAAGGGUGUAACUCAAUUCGUACCUCCCUUCUUGGCCCAAACGACUCGACGUGAAAAGCUCGACUCUUUCGUUGAUCGUAAUACCAUGGUGGCGCAGAUUAUCCUUCGGGGUCUCGCACUAGCUUUAGGACUGGAAGAAGAUUAUCUCGCUAAAGCUCAUACCGGCGAACAUUCACGUUUACGGUUAUUACAUUAUCCAGAACAUUCGUACCGUGGCGUCGAUCACCUAGACAUCCGCGCUGGUGCUCAUACAGAUUACGGAACUAUCACUCUCCUACACCAAGACCGCGUGAGCGGAUUACAAGUUAUCAAAGAUGGUGUCUGGACCGACGUUCCUCCUCGUCCAGGAUGUGUGGUGGUGAACAUUGGUGAUGCUCUUGAAUUCUGGUCUGGGGGCAAGUUCAGGUCCACGAGACACAGAGUUGUCAUGCCCCGCAAUUCCAUCGAGGCACAAUCCCGGUUUUCUAUGGCAUUCUUUUACCAUCCGGACGACGAUACCCUCCUCCGACCACUCGGUCCCUCCCAACUCUUACUUGACUCGGACAAGAAGGCAUCUGAUGAGUUCGAAGAGAUAAUCCGUCGGAAAGGUUUACCACCUGGAACUAGGGAUCUCACCGGUGGGGAGUAUCUUAGAAUCAGGAUUGAGGCUACUUAUGGAACGAGGAGUUGAGGAUUUACCCGUAAAAUCAUUCAUGUUAUUGAUAAUCAUCCCACUAUGUCUUAAGCUGUUUUAAUCUACCAGAUCGAAAUACAGUGUGUAUUCCAGUCAUCCCAUAAUUGAAAUCGAGAUGGAUAUACUUGGGAAUAUGUCAAAUAGAGAGAUAGAACGGGAGGUCCCAGUUGUCGAUUUUGUCAGUUGAGGGAAGUAGUAGCAACGGAUCGAGGAAGGUGGAAGGAUGGAUGCAAUGUGUAUCAGGAUUAGGUGGGAACAUGAUGAUAGACGUGACGCUCUGACAAACGUCAACGACACAUCACAGAUGAUACUAAACAAUGAUAUGUAUGCAAAUGUCUAUGUAUG
Tremella mesenterica DSM 1558 is the source of this 1356-nucleotide messenger RNA. RefSeq lists its product as uncharacterized. Gene Ontology annotation, molecular function: dioxygenase activity. The record is from RefSeq and is a predicted model, not a curated record. Lineage: Eukaryota; Fungi; Basidiomycota; Tremellomycetes; Tremellales; Tremellaceae. The coding region runs from base 1 to 1008 and encodes 335 amino acids. The transcript has 6 exons.